GCCGUGAAGGCACCGUGCGGCCUGCUGUAAACUGCGCGCUGGCCGGCGGAUCCGCUUCCUGGACCGGGGCGGGCCUUGUCUGCGCCGCUGCUACAGGGACACCAAGAUGGAAAUCCAGGGGCUUUCUGAUGCCCAAAACAUUCACUCUCAACAUGGCGCCCUACACAGAACCAGUUCGCCUCCGCUUCGAUCGUCGUCAGGGUCGAGAAGCCGCUUUAACUCCGGCGAAAACGAAGCGGACGGACAACCGGAGGAGCCGGAGCCGCACAGUGACAACAACAACAACCGGCCCGGGCCGAGAACGGCUCCGUUUCUCCUACUGGCGGAAAAUGGCAGCGUGGCGGCGGCUCGUUCACCCGUCAGCAAACCGCAACAGUCGGACAAAAGCAACAAAGCGGACGAAAAAACCAGUGUCGGAGUCCGUGACGUGAACGCGGAGAAAGAAAACGAGCUGAAGGCGUUACUCGGUUCGCAGGAGUCGGUGAGAAGCUGGAGGUACGGAGCCGAAAGCGGAGGCUGUUCACUGCAAAUGGCGCUGCCGCUGUUCGAAGGGGAAGAGGAACCGAUGCAGCAGCAGCGGCAGCUAACGUUACCGCUAACAGCUUUACGGCAGAAGCGCGAGGACGGCGGCGGCGGCUCCAAACAGACCGAAACACCGGGCAGUUCCUCCGCCAACAGGACCAACAGGAACCAGCAGGAACUAUAUGUCGUCUUUAACGUUUCCGGAGAGGAUGGACCCGCCGAGGCUAGCCACCUCCGACCGGCUCCGACACGGAAGGACGGCGAUAAAAUGAAAGGUAGAAAAACACCGGACAGCUCCGACGGUAAACCCGGUCCGUGUCGGUCCAUGGAGGCCGGGAACGGCAGUAACGUUAUUCUGUGCGAAUCUACGGACGCGUUGAACUGUGUCGAAACCCAGGCCUUGAAAAUAACCGAGCACGCUUUCUUCGGUGUGGGCUCGAACCGACACACGGUGGAGGAUGUAGUUUUAACGAACAAAUAUGGCGAGAAGAUCUGUGGGCAGAUGUGUACCGAGAACAGUGACGGGAAAGCGGCCAGGGAGCUGCCGCCGCCUCAGGCCCGGGUGGACGAGAGCAGCAGCAGUGCCUUGAUUUCGGUGAACUACGGCAUCAUGGAAGCAGCUAUGGACACAGCGGACUUUAUCGCAGAGUCAGCCGGGCUGCAGGAGGGUGCGGGCCCGCUAACAGCCUCCUCCAGCCCCCCUGCCAGUGAGACCUUCUCCGGAACUAUCAUGAUCAACAACCAAAGCAUCAUAGUGACCAUAGAGAACGGGAUUCUGACUCUGGCUGCACCACCAGAGGGGUAUGUCCACAAAGAGGACGACAUGAUGAGCUUAAAGGAGCACUUAGGUAUGAAAGACCAUGAGGAUAUAGUUCUUCUGAAUUAUGACAGUGGAACCAAGUCCAUAGGGAAGAUCAGCACCCUGGCCGUGUCCAGCUCCAGCCAGCAGGAAGAGCCCAGACCUGGGUUAUCUGUGAGUGACUCUGAGCUGGCUCUGGUGGAUGACUGUUCUCUGUCGGAGCUGGGCACCUCUCUAGACUCCUGUCCCAUCAUUAAACAGGAGGCGGGGGCUCUGUGUGCGGUGACAGAGGCCGACCUGGUGACCCCGUCCCCCAAAGCUGCAGCCACAGACUGUGACAAUGAAGACUUCCAGGCCGUGCCUCUAAUCCGGUCCAAGAAGGAGACCGUGGCCUCCUUUAGUUGCCCAGAAGCGGGUUGCUCUUCCACGUUUGACACCAGGCAGAAGCUGAAGGUCCACCUCCUGAACCACGCCGAAGACCCCAGGCCCUACCAGUGUACGGUGGAGGGCUGCGCCUGGGCCUUCGCCACCUCUUACAAACUCAAGCGGCAUCUUCAGUCACAUGACAAACAGCGUCCGCACACCUGUCAGUUUGAAGGCUGCGGACGGCGUUUCACCACCGUGUACAACCUCAAAGCCCACGUCAAAGUCCACGAGCAGGACAACGCCUUCGUCUGCGAGAUCUGCAGCGAGAGGUUUCGAAGCGCGACGAGACUGGCCAAUCAUCAGAGGGUCCACUUUGAGCCUCAGAGGCCUCACAAGUGUGAAUUCCCAGGUUGUGAGAAGACCUUCAUCACCUUCAGUGCCCUGUUCUCCCACAACCGCACUCACUUCAGAGAAACGGGCCACUUCACCUGCACCUACCCCGGCUGCGAGAAGACCUACGACAAGGCCUGCCGCCUCAAGAUCCAUAUGAGGAGUCACACGGGUGAAAGACCAUUUGUGUGCGACUCCGAGGGCUGUGGCUGGUCCUUCACCAGUAUGUCCAAGCUGCUCCGACACAAACGGAAACAUGAUGACGAUCGCCGCUUCAUCUGUACAGAGGAGGGAUGUGGGAAGUCCUUUACUCGGGCCGAGCACCUCAAGGGUCACAGCAUCACUCACCUGGGCACGAAGCCCUUUCAGUGCCAUGCAGAAGGCUGUAAUGCCAAAUUCUCAGCCCGCAGCAGCCUCUACAUCCACUCCAAGAAGCAUAAGCAGGACGCCAGCACCCUGAGGACCCGCUGUCCAGUGGCCAACUGCUCCAAACACUUCUCAUCCCGCAGCAGCCUUAAGAGUCACAUGCUCAAACACCACCACCUCAGCCCUGAUGUCCUGAGCCAGAUGGAGACCACCCCCACCCUGACCCCAAGCAGCGAACUCAUCAGCUCCACCCCGACAACAGUUGCGGGGCCUGGUAUCGCAGGGGGGGACCAGCUGCCUAACUUGGACCUCAGCUCCCUCUUCUCCGGUGUCCCAGGAGGCACCACGCCCACCGCCGGCAUCGGGGUGGGGAUUCCUGUCGGGGGGAGCAGCUCUGCCGGUACCUUCACCAUGGACCUGUCUCUGGUCAGUUCAGGGAUCCUCACCAUCGACCCGUCCUCAGUGGGCACGGCACUCAGCACCGGCACCACUCUGGCCAAAGCCGUGGAUCCGCUCAUCCUGGCCGCCAGCGCCGACAUGGGCCCCCAUCAUGGUCUGGAGGGGACGGUGGGCGACGUGCUGCCCCCACAGGGGACCCUCAACCUGGACGACGUUCAGACAGUUACUCCAGAGGCUUUGGGGACGCUCACAGCUCUCACCAUGCAGGGUGCGGGGGCUACUGUGGACCCUACCCUCCAGCACCCACUCAGUUCCUCCACUGCCCUGAGCGUGGAGCCCACGGCGUCCCUGGCUGUGGCCCCUGUGGCCGAGCUCCUGGCCUCGCCCUCCAAAGUGGUGGAAGUGGGGAGCCAGGGGGGGGCGGGGCCUCUUCUGGGCUGUAUGGAAGUGCUAGGGCCCCAGGAGGGAGGAAAGGUUCUCACACAGUUUGUUUUCCCCGGUCACAGCAGCAGCUUCAGCCCACAGAAAGACCCGGAACUCAGCGCCGUGUCACCCAGCAGCUUCCUGGAGAGUGGGGGCUCUGCCAGGACCGACUACAGAGCCAUUCAACUGGCCAAGAAGAGGAAGCAGAGAGGCCCGUCAGCCUCCUCUGGGGCUUCAGGGUCAAGUCAGAGGAAAGCGAAAGGAGCGAAGGUGUCCUCGGCGGCCGCUCCGCUGGUGACUCCCACUGGUGCUCGUUACAGCGAAGGCCCCGCGGCAGCCAACGGGGGCCUGACGCUGCGUGACCCCAUCACUGGGGCCCAGUACGUCCAGAUCCAGCUGCUGCAGGACGACCCGGCCACUGACGGAGACCUGGCCUUCCAGCUCAGCUCUCAGCCUUCCACCUCCCACUCUCAGCUCACCGUGGAUCUGCCCGUCAACAUCCUACAGGAACCAUCAGUGAUGACCGAGGAUGACAACGGCUCAGACAACUCCCAGUUCACAGGAAGCACAAUUAACCUUCAGGACCUGGAGUGACGCCUCAGCUGUGUCUCCAUCCAGCGGUUCACAGACUUUGAAAGCCUUUUAGGACUUGUUAGUUUAUUGGGGGGGGGGGGGGUCCAGUGUGGACACGUUCCCACUGAAAAAGCACCUUGAGACGAGGACUCGUUUAUUCAGAAGAAGAAAUGCUCUUGUUUGUUUCCUGUUCGUACCAAAACGGCCGUUGCGAGGCCUCCUGUCAGCUGUGCGUGGUCGCUCCGUGUCCUCUGGGGUUCAAACGCACGCCGCUCGUCACCGCUCGUCCACAACGCGCUGUCCACACUCCAGUUGCCUUACGGACACAUCACGCCGUGCACUCCACCACUGGCGGGCUACCUGCUUUAUUUGUCGCAAUUAUGUUUUCUUACGCUUUGUUUAGAUUUAUUUUUUUAUGGCAGCAGAAAGAUGAUGUUGAAAACACGUCUGUCCAUGUGUUUAUAUAUGUAUGGGAUUUCUACCUUGUAAUAAUGUCAUCCGUUUAUUUAUUAUUUAGCUGUGGGUUUACAGAAUGGCAGAGCCAAACACAGACGAAUUAAAGAAUCAAAGCACAAUCACAGC
Sphaeramia orbicularis (orbiculate cardinalfish) is the source of this 4420-nucleotide messenger RNA. Its product is annotated as zinc finger protein ZXDC. Gene Ontology annotation, molecular function: transcription coregulator activity. The transcript is spliced from 10 exons. Lineage: Eukaryota; Metazoa; Chordata; Actinopteri; Kurtiformes; Apogonidae. The coding region runs from base 107 to 3859 and encodes 1250 amino acids. Gene Ontology annotation, biological process: regulation of transcription by RNA polymerase II. Gene Ontology annotation, cellular component: nucleus. The record is from RefSeq and is a predicted model, not a curated record.